This is a messenger RNA of Poeciliopsis prolifica (blackstripe livebearer), 5495 nucleotides long. RefSeq names its product protogenin B-like. Gene Ontology annotation, cellular component: axon; plasma membrane. Gene Ontology annotation, biological process: axon guidance; cell-cell adhesion. Gene Ontology annotation, molecular function: protein binding. The record is from RefSeq and is a predicted model, not a curated record. The coding region runs from base 36 to 3545 and encodes 1169 amino acids. NCBI's taxonomy places the organism in Eukaryota, Metazoa, Chordata, Actinopteri, Cyprinodontiformes, Poeciliidae. The transcript has 19 exons.
UCCGAGGGGAGAAAAUGACCCAAAUAUCUGGAUAAAUGGCGAAGUUCAAGAUGAAGUCCAGUCAGCGGUGGCUUAUAUUUGUUUUGUUUCUCCCUUUAUCAUGUGUUUUAUGCUUUAGUGAGCUGUCCUUCAUCACUGAGCCCAGUGAUGUUACAGUACUACCAAAGGAUUCUGCUGUGUUGGACUGCCAGGCUCAUGGACAGCCUCCAGUCACCAUCAAGUGGCUCAAAAAUGGAGUUAAGUUGGCAGAAAGUGAACACUUAAGGUUUCUGCCUAAUGGCUCCUUGUCCAUACCAAAGAUAAAGCAUACCAAGGAGGAUUCAGAUGAAGGAUUCUACCAGUGCCUCUCCCAAAACAAAUAUGGAGCAAUCCUAAGCCAAAGAUCACGUCUGACUAUCGCAAGUAUCACAGAGUUUGAGUCGCAUCCCGUGUCCUUAGUGGUAUCUGAAGGUUCAGUGGCACGAUUCUCCUGCGCUGUCACGUCCAGUCCGCCUGCCACCAUCACCUGGGAGUUUAACCAAAGCACCCUGCCUCUCCAGACGGACAGACUUACGGUUUUGCUGAAUGGAGUUCUUCAGAUUCAUAACGUUCGUCUGGAAGAUGUUGGAAGGUAUCGGUGUGUUGCUACUAACAUCGGCAGCCGUUUAAAAAGUAGAGAAGCCACACUCACAGUUCACAAAGAUGGAGGCCGUAAACCACCCCAGAGACCCAGAAUCAUCGCUGGACCUCAAAACGUAACAGUGUCCCUACACCACACUGUGGUACUGGAGUGUGUGGCCACAGGCAACCCCUCACCCAUCAUCUCCUGGAGCCGAGCCGACAGUAAACCCAUAGAUGUUUACAACGCCAAAGUACUGGGAAAUGGGAAUUUGGUUAUCACUGACGUUAACGCGAAGCACAGUGGAGUCUACCUCUGCAGGGCCACCACGCCUGGAACACGCAACCACACGACUGCUGCAGCCAACCUCACAGUUCUAGUGCCACCUACCAUCGUUGAGAGACCUGAGAGUCAGACUCGUCCACGAGCCGGCACUGCCCGCUUCAUGUGCCAGGCAGAAGGAGUUCCCCCACCUCGCAUCCGCUGGCUGAAGAACGGGGAAGAGGUUCACCUAAAUGGGAGAAUAAAGAUGUACAACAGUAAACUGGUGAUCACCCAGAUUAUCCCUGAAGAUGACGCCAUCUAUCAGUGCAUGGCAGAGAACGAACAGGGUUCUGUGCUGUCCUUGGCUCGCCUUAUUGUCGUCAUGUCUGAGGACAGGCCCAGUGCACCGAGGAACAUCCAUGCUGAAACCAUUUCAAGCUCUGCCAUCUUACUGGCCUGGGACAGACCGUUGUACAAUGCAGACAAAGUGAUAGCCUACUCCAUCCACUACAUGAAGGCCGAAGGUCUGAACAACGAAGAGUAUCAGGUUGUCAUUGGCAAUGACACAACCAGCUACAUCAUCGAUGACCUUGAACCCGCUCGAAACUACAGCUUCUACAUCGUGGCUUAUAUGCCGAUGGGAGCAAGUCGUAUGUCCGACCAAGUCAGUCAGCAUACUCUGGAAGACGUACCUCUGCGUACUCCGGAGCUCACGCUGACCAGUCACAGUUCAACCGACAUCCAUGUGAGUUGGCAGCCUCUGCCUGCCAAGAUCAGCCGCGGGCGAGUGUUGGCCUACAGACUCUCCUACCGCACGGCUGUGGACGACACCAUCAUAAAUAUGGAGCUACCACAGAACGGCACCGAAUACCUGCUAGAGGGCCUGCAGCCUGACACUAUUUACCUGCUCCGUAUUGCUGCAGCCACGCGUGUGGGUUGGUGUGAGCCCUCACCGUGGACCUCACAUCGUACACCAAAGAUCUCAAGCAGCAAAGUGCCUCCAGCCCCUGUUUUGCAACUUGAGGCACUUAACUGCACCUCUGUCAGAGCACGUUGGCACACCUCCCCAGAUCCUGUGGCGGUUCUGGGUUUCCGGCUGUGUUACCACGAGGAAGGCCAGCCGGAGCAGCCGAGCAUCUUGCUGCAGGCUGAGACUUACAUCCACACAAUUGGUGGCCUUGAUCCAAGGAGAAAAUACCAUGUCAAAAUUCUGUCUAUCAGCAAAGUUGGAGAUGGUUAUCAGACAGACCGAACAAUUAGCACUCCAGGAUGUGUUUCGGCCAGAGACCAGUCGUCCGCAGCUCCUCCCCCUCCACAUCAAGUUACUGUAUUGACCAGCAAUUCAUCCACGAUGUCCCUUCGGUGGAGUCGGCCUGCUUUUUCCUCCGGAAAGGCUGUUAGCUACACAGUCCGCUGUACGCCUGUGGGCACACAUGAUGUCUCCGCCAUCCGCUACAUACAAACAACCAAGCAGAGUGUUAUGGUUCAGGAUCUGAUUCCAAACACUCGAUAUGAGUUUGUCGUGCGUCUCCAUGUGGAUCAGAUGUCGAGUUCCUGGAGCUCUGUUGUUUACCACCAGACUCUGCCUGCAGCGCCGAGCCGCCCGCCCGCUGGAGUCCGAGUAACUCUGAUUGAGGAUGACACCGCACUGGUGUCCUGGAGGGAGCCCACUGAGCCAAAUUUGGUGGUUACACACUACACCAUUUUAUACGCUUCACAGCAAGCUUGGAUGGCUGGACAGUGGCAAAGAAUACAGAGAGAGGGGACUCAUACGAUGGCCUUAUUAGAGAAGCUUGAGCCUGGGAAUGUCUACCUGGUGAAGAUUUGUGCCUCCAACAAAGUAGGCGACGGUCCGUUCUCCAGUGUUGUGGAACUGACGCCAAAGCAUGGACACCUUCACCGCAGCAAGAACCCCAGGCACUCCGACGGGUUUUCAGACACAGCAGUGUUUUCUGAUGGCCUCUACCACAUCGACCAGAGGUCUGUGACGGGGAUAAUGGUUGGUGUGAGCAUCGCCUUAACCUGUAUCGCCAUGUGUGCCUUAAUCCUGAUCAGCAAGGGCAGACCAAGAAAAUCAGCCAGUCCCAAGGUGAUUGCUGUGAGAGCUGCUGAAGGUCCACAUCCUGGCAUGCCACUUCCUGGUAAUUACUGCUUGGAGAAUGUUGAUGCCCUCCUACCGGCGAUCAGUAAUCAAAUCAUAGAUCCUAAGGAUGGAUCUGAUAUUGUCGUAAAUAACUGCAGUUCAGCUGCCAGCAAGAUUCAAAGCAAGAAGUGGCUGAUUUUCAAGAAGGAGAUGAGAAAUCCACCUGCAAAUGAUGCUGAGACAAGAGCCUGUUUGUACGAAACUGGCAAAACCGUCCUGAGGUACGACGACCGGCUCGGCUCGGCUCCUCUGCCCGCUUCGUCUCGGGAGAUGAUCUACGGACCGCUUCACCCGGAGAGCUCUCAAAGCAGCGAGGGCAGCCAGGAAACUGGUGACUCCGGACACUACUCCAACGAGGAAAGCAAUGAAGAACCGAGCAACUCGUCAGCCUCCCAAAGUUCCAGAGCAACAUGUGUGGAGUCAGAUCACAGCGCUGAUCUUAAGCAGUCUGUCAAACUGGAACUAGAGGGAAUGUCGGCCCGUCGCGCAGCUCUUGAAGCUUCCUGGUUUAAGGCUCGUCCCCAAGCCGCCUGCUCCUGACCCCUCCAGGCCUGUUUCCACCCUCCACCAGCCAAAGCUACCCCACUUCUACCUCAUUCGCUUCCUGAGAAGAGAGACCCUUGAGUAUUUCAUGACAGAGAGGGGAAAUCAGGAACCAGCUGCUGAAACGGAAGAAAUGUGGAUUCGCUUUGAACGUACCUCAGGAUUUUGUAUGAAUGUUCUUAAAACAUUUAUUUUCCUCCUUUUUUUACACAACUUUCUACCUGUUUGCGUGUUUGGUAUUGUCUGUCCUAACCAAAGCUCACCCAUGAUGAAUGUUUGAAAAGAAUGUCAGAAUUUACUGUGAUACAUUUUAUUAUAUUUAUUAGAGAUGCACCAAUCGUGACGAUUCGCUUAUUGGAAAAAGUUUGGAUUUUUGAUUUCAUCCAAUUCUUUCUUGGUGCAUAUCUAAUAUUUACUCGUCUACUAUUAUGGAGGAUCUAAUGGAGCCGUUUUGGAUUAGUAAUCUACCUCAGCUUACUCUUAAGAAUAUACAUUACUACCUCCUUUUACCACAUGUUCUGCAGUAUUACCUCAGACUCAGGGGACAAAGUGAAAAAAAGCUUAAUUUCCAUGUCAACUUUGUUUUAUUUCAGUUUCUGCCUACAUGGUUGAAAGUAAUUUAGUUUCUCUUCAUUUGUCUUUGUCGAAAACAUGAAAAGUGCAUUACAUUUUGCCAAACUAUUUUUAGCUUUAUGAAAUAGUUUUGUUUGGCAUUUUGGUACACUGAACUUAAAGCUUUAACAUGGCCUUAAUGAAGAAAGGGCUUUACAUGCUAUAGAUGGUUAGAUCCAAAGACAGAAGAAGAAAAGAGAAACUGCACCCAAAGAGCUUCAUUAGAAACUAUAAGGCAACCAAAAAUAUAGCUGAUGUCCUUUUGGGAUGUGUUUGCCAAAAUAUUGUUCUCACCAGAGAUGUUCCCUUCAACGGUGCUGGUUUCUCUGAGUGAUUGUUAAUAAUGCUUUAUUCUGGCGAAAGCUUUAGCACAAGCCUUGUGCUCUGUUUGCCUUCUAGACCAUUGCUAAGUGCAGAGGUGAUGCCGAUGCUAUUAUCCAAAGAGUUGUUCUGCUUCCUCAGACGGGUGCAGCUUGUUUUAUACAGUUGAUCCUUGGCAUGACCUGGUGAAAAGUACACACACAAGACCAAAGAUCCAGUGUGUCCUGCCACUGAUGAAUGGAUUUAAUUAUUCUAAACUGCGAGAAUCAUUCAUCAGCAUUCAUUAACUCUGUUGUAAGGAUGAAGACUUUGCUUUUGUCCUUUAUAUUUCCUGUCCAGGUGUGACAGUAAAAAGAUUCUGACUAUCAUAAAGAAAACCCUCUGUGCGAAGAGCAACAUAAUCAGAUUUGUAUAUCUUUUUAAUACAAAUAAUCCUAACCAAAGGAUCUUACAGUCAGUUAAUUUAGUGAAUUUCUUUGGUUUUCAUUUACAUUGUACAAAGGAGUUGUAUUCAAAGAUAAUAUGGUUUCCGCUGAAUUUGGAUUCUAGAAAGGCAUUUUCUUUUCACACAGUUAUUUUUCUAUUCUUGGGAUGCCAGAAAGUGUUUUGGUGUCUUUUUAACCACUUUGAAUUUUAACCUGAAUGAUUCUUAGGUUCCUUUGGGAAAAUUCUGAUUUAGAUUGUAUUUCUUUAGCACAAUGUUGUGAACCAAAAACAUUUAUUGUGAUACUUUUCCAAAAAUGUCUUCUUUCGGUUUUAGUUAAAGCAGUGUGAUGGCUGCUGUAAAAUGGCUAAAACUGAAAGCUAAUGUUGAAGCCCAACAGGUUUGGAAUUUAGACAUAGAAUGUAGAUUUAACUGUUAUUUAAUUUUUCGGAUGUUUUUUUUUUUUUUUAGUAACAGAAAACAUCUUCUAAACCAAAGUGAGCAACAAAAUAUAUUAUUUUAUGGUGUUGAACUGUUGCAACUAGCUUUUUGAUACUCAGACUGUUAAAGAUUAGAUAAUAAAAUUGUUC